UGAGGCCAGGCGGGGUCCGAGGAUCCUGAGGCUCCGGACCAGUGCGGUCCGGACAUGGCGGCAGUGCGGGCCUCCCAGCGGGGCGCGCUGCUCCUUUUCCUGGCCGUGACGGGGGUCGCGGAGGUGGCAGGGGGCCUGGCCCCGGGCAGUGCGGGUGCAUUGUGUUGUAAUCAUUCGAAGGAUAACCAGAUGUGCCGUGAUGUAUGUGAACAGAUUUUCUCCUCAAAGAGCGAAUCCCGUCUAAAACAUCUGUUGCAACGAGCCCCAGAUUAUUGCCCAGAAACAAUGGUUGACAUUUGGAGUUGUAUGAAUUCGUCCUUACCAGGUGUGUUUAAGAAGUCUGAUGGCUGGGUUGGCUUAGGCUGCUGUGAACUAGCUAUUGCCUCGGAAUGUCGACAGACAUGCAAGCAGGCAUCUUCAAAGAAUGAUAUCUCCAAAGUUUGCAGAAAAGAAUAUGAGAAUGCUCUUUUCAGUUGCAUUAACAGAAAUGAAAUGGGCUCGGUUUGUUGCAGUUAUGCAGGUCAUCACACAAACUGCCGAGAAUAUUGUCAAGCCAUUUUUCGAACAGACUCUUCUCCUGGUCCAUCUCAGAUCAAAGCAGUGGAAAAUUAUUGUGCCUCUGUUAGUCCACAGUUAAUACACUGUGUGAACAAUUAUACCCAAUCUUAUCCAAUGAGGAACCCAACAGAUAGUUUAUAUUGCUGUGACAGAGCUGAAGACCAUGCUUGUCAGAUUGCCUGCAAGAGAAUUCUGAUGUCUAAGAAAACAGAUACAGAGAUUGUUGAUGGCCUCAUCGAGGGUUGUAAAACCCAGCCCUUGCCUCAGGAUCCUCUGUGGCAGUGUUUUCUGGAAAGCUCACAAUCUGUUCACCCUGGAGUCACUGUACACCCUCCUCCCUCAACAGGCCUUGAUGGGGCUAAAUUGCAUUGUUGUUCUAAAGCAAACACUUCAACAUGUAGGGAACUGUGUACUAAACUUUAUAGCAUGAGCUGGGGCAAUACACAGAGUUGGCAAGAGUUUGAUCGCUUUUGUGAAUACAAUCCAGUGGAAGUAUCCAUGUUGACCUGUUUAGCAGAUGUUCGGGAACCUUGCCAGUUGGGCUGUAGAAACCUUACUUACUGUACUAAUUUUAACAACAGGCCAACAGAACUUUUCAGGAGUUGUAAUGCUCAGUCAGAUCAAGGAGCCAUGAAUGACAUGAAGCUGUGGGAAAAAGGAAGCAUUAAAAUGCCAUUUAUAAACAUACCUGUUCUUGACAUUAAAAAGUGUCAGCCAGAAAUGUGGAAAGCAGUAGCUUGUUCACUGCAGAUUAAACCUUGUCAUACUAAAUCCCAGGGAAGUAUUAUUUGCAAAUCAGAUUGUGUAGAGAUUCUCAAAAAAUGUGGAGACCAAAAUAAAUUUCCUGAAGACCACACAGCUGAAAGUAUUUGUGAGCUUUUAUCACCUACAGAUGACCUGGAGAAUUGUAUACCUUUGGAUACAUACCUCAGGCCAAGUGCUUUAGGUAACAUUGUAGAGGAGGUGACUCAUCCCUGUAACCCAAAUCCUUGCCCCGCUAAUGAGCUCUGUGAGGUAAACCGAAAAGGAUGUCUAUCUGGAGAUCCCUGCCUUCCAUACUCUUGUGUGCAAGGUUGCAAAUUGGGAGAGGCUUCUGAUUUCAUCGUCCGUCAAGGGACACUAAUUCAGGUGCCAUCUUCUGCAGGGGAAGUUGGUUGUUAUAAAAUUUGUUCAUGUGGACAGAGUGGACUCUUAGAAAAUUGUAUGGAGAUGCACUGUAUAGACCUCCAGAAAUCUUGUAUUGUUGGAGGAAAAAGAAAAAGUCAUGGAACAACCUUUAAUAUCGACUGCAAUGUCUGUUCUUGUUUUGCUGGCAAUUUGGUGUGUUUUACCCGCCUCUGCUUCAGUGAGCACACCUCCGAAGAUGACCGUCGCACCUUCACAGGUCUGCCCUGUAACUGUGCAGAUCAGUUUGUCCCCGUGUGUGGGCAGAAUGGGCGCACGUAUCCCAGUGCCUGCAUUGCUCGUUGUGUGGGUCUCCAAGACCAUCAGUUUGAGUUUGGAUCGUGCAUCUCAAAGGAUCCAUGUAAUCCUAACCCUUGCCAGAAAAACCAAAGGUGCAUAGCCAAACCGCAAGUCUGCCUGACCACUUUUGAUAAAUUUGGAUGUAGCCAGUAUGAGUGUGUGCCAAGACAGCUCACCUGUGACCAGGUCCGCGAUCCUGUUUGUGACACAGACCACAUGGAGCACAACAAUCUCUGCACUUUAUACCAAAGAGGGAAGAGCCUCUCUUACAACGGUCCAUGCCAGCCCUUCUGCAGCGCCUCAAAGCCCGUCUGUGGGCACAAUGGUGAGACCUACAGCAGUAUGUGUGCUGCCUACUCGGACCGUGUGGCGGUCGAUUACCAUGGCCCCUGCCAGGCCGUCGGGGUCCUGUCAGAGUACAGUUCUGUCGCAGAGUGUGCCGCUGUGAGGUGUCCUCCACUUUCAGUCGCUGGGUGCAAACCCAUCAUCCCUCCUGGUGCUUGUUGCCCAUUAUGUGCUGGGAUGUUAAGAGUUUUAUUCGACAAAGAAAAACUGGAUACUAUUGCUAAGGUAACAAACAAAAAGCCAAUAGCAGUUCUGGAAAUACUUCAGAAAAUCCGCAUGCAUGUGUCUGUCCCCCAGUGUGAUGUGUUUGGGUACCUCAGCAUCGAGUCGGAAAUUGUGAUCCUGAUCAUUCCUGUUGAUCAUUCUCCAAAAGCUUUGCAGGUUGAGGCCUGCAACAAAGAAGCAGAGAAGAUUGAAUCCCUUAUCAACUCUGACAGCCCUACUCUGGCAUCCCACGUCCCUCUCUCUGCCCUCAUCAUAUCCCAGGUACAGGUCUCCAGCAGCGUGCCAUCAGCCGGCGUCAGGGCCAGAUCUCCGUGUCACUCCUGCCUCUUCCUCUUAAGCCUGGGCCCUGCCUUGCACUUUCUCUGGACACAUAACUGACUGCCCGUGAAAGGUGCAUGAAGUUCCUCGAUCUGUUUUUCUACCUUGCGAAAGACAUUCAGGACUGCUGGUUUGUAGUUGAAUAGUGGCCAAGUAAAAAAAAGCGCAUGUCACCUCUAUUCACCAAACAGUAUUUUUUUUUUUAAUCUACCAAUAUCAGUAGGGUUUUGUGUUAUGUUUACAAAUGUUAAAAUAUGUUCUUCCAAAUACUAAUGAAAAGAGGAUGUCUCUUUCUGGUGGAUCACUGCCUUAUGAUUUACAUUUCAUUAAUUAGAUGGGACCCCCACUCUAAAACAAACUUAAUAUUGCUGAUAAAUGAAAUGGCCUCUUUUUAGGAAGAUAACUCACUGCUUUAUUAGAGGUUUCUUAUCGCAGAAACUUCAUUUCAGAGUUCCUUUAAGUAUUAGAUUCCCCUAGUGUGUUUGUGUUUGUUUACAGAUAAUGACCUACUCCAUCUAGAAGCCGGGGGUCACAGCAAAGAGCCAUUGCUAUGAGGGCAUGAAAUAAAGAAUCUUGGAAAUGAUAGUGGAAAUCAUCAGGCAAAUUAAAAUAAAUUUACUGAAAUUUAAUUCAGGAACUUACCUAGAGGGUUAAGCAGAAGAAAGCUGACUAAAUGAGACUCUCACGAUUACAUAUCUGUGACUUUUGUGAAAGGGAGAAGUUAUGUGGCAUCAGUGUGUCUUGCCUUAUGCAGUUUUUAUAUUAACCAGAUAUAUAUUGUUUUUCAUGAGUUAAAUUUAGAGUUUUUAAACAUCGAUCUUUAAACCAAUUGCUGCUACUUAUAUAAUUGCCAAAAAGUGAAAUAAUUAGUAGUUCAUGUAAAUAAUACAUGAUUUUUCUAUUUUAUUAUGAAGGUGAAUAGCCAUAUUUGUAAAAUGACAAUCAUAUGUGUUAACUCAGUACUUUCCGUUCAUGAAGACAUAUUUGCUUUUUGUGAUAUGCACAAUGUAGAUAAGUGUUCUGUCUUUCUCUUUUUAUAUAGAAUUAUAAAGAAUUGUGGUUUAUAUAUUUAAAAAUGUCAAUCUAAGUUUUAAAAUGUUUGCAUGUUGUCUAAAAAAUUGAAUACUUUGAAUGUGUUUCACAGUUUGAAAUAAGCUAUUCAAUGGAAUACUUCUUGUUUGUAUGCACCUGAACUUAGGUUUUACAUGAAGUAUUUUUUUCAGUAUUAUAAUAUGUACCCUCUGAAAUAUAUAGGAAUAUGCUUAUUAUACCAAAAUGUUUAAAUGUGGGCACUUAAAGCUUUCAGAAUAUCUCAGUGCUGAUGUAGCAUGUUUUUUGCAAUUGCUUUUUUCUGUGUAAAAGUCUUCAAUGCAAUAAUACUGGAAACUUUUCUAUUUUAAUAAAAAAUAACUUUUA
Messenger RNA from Choloepus didactylus (southern two-toed sloth), 4326 nucleotides. It is a transcript of the gene RECK, whose product is annotated as reversion inducing cysteine rich protein with kazal motifs. Gene Ontology annotation, cellular component: plasma membrane. Gene Ontology annotation, biological process: extracellular matrix organization; blood vessel maturation; sprouting angiogenesis. Gene Ontology annotation, molecular function: protein binding; metalloendopeptidase inhibitor activity. The transcript is spliced from 21 exons. The coding region runs from base 55 to 2970 and encodes 971 amino acids. NCBI's taxonomy places the organism in Eukaryota, Metazoa, Chordata, Mammalia, Pilosa, Megalonychidae. The record is from RefSeq and is a predicted model, not a curated record.